Messenger RNA from Puccinia triticina, 834 nucleotides. RefSeq lists its product as uncharacterized. Gene Ontology annotation, biological process: aromatic amino acid biosynthetic process; chorismate metabolic process. Lineage: Eukaryota; Fungi; Basidiomycota; Pucciniomycetes; Pucciniales; Pucciniaceae. Gene Ontology annotation, cellular component: cytoplasm. The transcript is spliced from 5 exons. The record is from RefSeq and is a predicted model, not a curated record. Gene Ontology annotation, molecular function: chorismate mutase activity. Bases 1 to 834 code for a protein of 277 amino acids.
AUGGACGACUUGCUGGACCUCGAUGCGAUCCGACGGAUCCUCAUGCGUCUCGAAGACACCAUCACCUUCCUGAUGAUCGAGCGGGCGCAGUUCGCUCAUAACCGGGCCAUAUACGAGAGCUCGGGGGCGUUCACGGGGCUCCAGACGGAGUCGAACGAGCGCUCGUUUCUCGGAUGGAUGUUGCGCGAGACGGAGAGGACGCAUGCGAAAGUGCGGCGGUACGAGGCCCCGGACGAGUAUCCCUUCACGCCGCCCGACGAGCUCCCGCGGCCCAUCCUGCCCCUCCUCCGUCUGCCCCCCACCGUCCUCCACCCCAACCCCAUCAACAUCAACCCCAGAAUCCUCCACUUCUACAUCCACAACAUCGUCCCCGUCCUCACCCAGAGAGACGGCCGGUCGGACGACGAUGGCCAGUACGGAAGCGCGGCGACCAGAGACGUCGAGAUCCUGCAGGCCGUCUCCCGCCGCAUCCAUUAUGGCAAGUUUGUGGCCGAGUCCAAGUUCCGGGCGCACCCGGAGGCCUUUGUGGGGCACAUCCGGGCGCGCGACCGGGCGGCGCUGGAAGGCCUGAUCACGAAGCCGGCGGUCGAGGUCGCGCUGAUCGAGCGGCUGGCCAAGAAGGCGCUGACCUAUGGCCAGGAGAUCUCCGAGGGCGAUGGCCCGGCGGCGCAUCACAAAGGCGCCGAGGUCACGCACAAGAUGGACGCUAAGGUGGUCGUCGAAAUGUACAAGAAUUGGGUGAUCCCGCUGACAAGAGAGGUCGAAGUCGAGUAUUUGUUAUGUAGACUCGACGGGCUUUCGGAAGAAGAGCUAGCCCAGCUCGACUCGAACUAA